UUAAUGCACAGUAAUAACAUUUCCAUGGUUGAAGCAGGUGAAAGGUUCCACAGUGCUGCUUUAAACCCAUUUAAUCCCGGUCCAGACCUGGUUUAGUCUCGUUUUCUCGGUGUUUUUCGUGAACUUUUUCCUCCUCCUCCGCGGCCCCUUUAAGAGCUCCGCGGGAGGGAGGCUGCCGUCGGACCGCUCCUCGCAGCCUCAGCGUCGGACUCUUCUGGAGCCCAGCCUCGGAGCGACAACCGGGCCCGAUAAAACACACACACACCCCGGGGAGAGCGGGCGAAACGCGGGCCACCUCCCUCGGCUCCUCGGCUUCACCCUCCAGCGCCUCCGCCCCGCGCCUCUUCCAUUUUCUACGCCGAAAAUCGCGCGCCGGAGCCUGGACCCGGACUGGACCUUCCCCCCCUGAGCUGCUCCCUUCUCUCACACUGGGGCUUUUUUCCGGAUAUUUCUCACCAAAACGGGAGAUUUUCCAAGCAUUUCUGGGUUUAAAGCUGCAUAUUGUUGCGUGUUUGUGUUUUAAAAGUGCUCUGGGAAUCCGCGGGUGUUUAUUUGAGUUAUUGCUUGUCAUAGGCCUAAAAUAGCAUUAGCAUCCAUGCACAAGGCCUAAGCUCCCAGAGGAGACCAAACAGCAUGAAAAACGAAGCAAAAAUCAACUUAAAACUGCUCAAAACGCCAAUUAUAUGCAGCCAUUCGGAAUUUAAGGCUUAAUUUUUACCAAAUACGUGCACCAGCUUUCACUUGCGUUCUCUACUCAGCCCUAAAUCCACAUUUGUGCAUUUUUAUUUGCAAUUAGGUCAACAAAUUCACAUUAUUCUAAGCAUUUGUAGCAGGGUGACCAGAAUUACCAAGUCAAAAAUAAGAAAUACACUCUUUUUUUUAGUGCUUAGUAAUGAUAAAAUUGUAAAAAGAGUGCAUAAUUAAGGUAAAUUUGUAGGCAGAGGCUAAAAUGUGAGUCAAGUUUUUUCACGUUUUAAGCAGAUUUUGUUUUUGUUUUACCUUCACAAAUUACAAUUUAAGACACUUUUUACUCUUGUUAGGUGUUAAAUGAGUCAAAAAUAGACACACUUGGGACAUUUCUUGUACAAAACUGGGACAAAUCACCGUCUGGUCACUCUCACUUAAAGCUCCAUUUGUCACAGAAUUAUUUGUUUAAUUUCUAGUCUGUAAUUUCUAUUAAACUGCAUGCUUGCAUUUAGAGUCUAUAGCGCAUAUAUUACUACUAUUUUAAUACAGCUUUUUAUUCAUUCACUCAGCUUUAUCAAUAUUUAAGAAUUAAGAACGAUAAAACCCUGCCCUGCCCAGGUUAGCACUUAAAACAACUUAAGCACACCUUUAAAGUUAUAUUAUUAAAGCUAUUUAUAGAAUUAUUUUAAGAAGCUGAAACUCUAACGUAGAAUUCUUUAAUAUUUUGGAGCGUGCAAUGAAAUAACUCGCUUUUUUGUUACGGCGACAGAUUUUUAAAUCAUCUCGGGCUGUUAAAGUGAUUUUUGCCAAUUCAGGAUACAAAAUUCUGUACAGUUUAAAUUUUUUUUAAAGUAUGUCACAAUCUUAGACGCGACUGGUUUAAAUUCUCAUUAAAAAGUUGCAAUUUUGUGGAUUUUUUUUUUUGUGAUUUCAUUUUUUUUUUUUUUUUGUGUCACUGUUUUAAGGAUUUAUAAGCAUUUUUUUCCUUUUUUGGGGUGGGAAACUAAAAUUCAAGUCUAACGUUGCUCGAACUUCUAAUCUUGCUCUUCCUUUUUCUUUUUCAAUUUUUUAAAAAGUUUCUCACAGCAGUUUUGCAUCUCAUUUAAAAAUUUGCCUCACUAUAUUCAUUUUUUCGUGCAAAAUUCUUCACUUUUUUUGACGUUUGGAGACUGUAUUUUGUCCACAGAUCUUAACGGACCCUAGUUUUGGUGGAAAUUGAGGUGAGCUUUUGCCAGCUUUUCUUUUUUUUUCCCCCACUCGGAGUCUGGUGCACGCCCCCGGCCCCACGUGCGCGCCCCUGUGUUUAUGCAUGUCCAGUGGCGGCAGGUUUGACUUCGACGAUGGGGGGUGGUACUGCGGGGGGUGGGACCAGGGGAAGGCCCACGGCAGGGGCGUGUGCACGGGACCCCAGACCCAGGGGGAGUACGCCGGGGCCUGGAGCCACGGCUUCGAGCUCCUGGGCGUCUACAGCUGGCCCAACGGAGGCUCCUACAAAGGCACGUGGGCCCAGGGGAAGCGGCACGGCGUGGGCGUGGAGACCAAGGCGUGCUGGGAGUACCGCGGCGAGUGGACGCAGGGUCUGAAGGGGCGCUACGGUCAGCUGGAGAGCACCACGAGCGGCGCCAGGUACGAGGGCACGUGGAGCAACGGGCUGCAGGACGGAUACGGCACCGAGACGUACUCCGACGGAGGUUGAGCCGUUCAGUCCCAAAGAAAAGUCACUCUGCGUCUUGGAAUCUUCUCGCACACACUCGCCCAAGACUGAGCAGCUUCAAUGCAAAAUCUGGAAAAAACUUCACCAACUGGCAACACAAAUUUGGACUCGGUACCAAAAAUAUAAAGAGGAAGUCUGCUCAGUUUUGGGUGAGUUUGUGCGGCAGAUUCCAAGACUCAAAAUGACUCAAGUGAACGGCUCAACGUGAAAACAGAACAAAUAUAAAACAUUAAGUGUAAAAUCUUGAUUUGUUUAUAUUAGAAGAUGCACCGAAUGUUCAGCAACAGAAUAUAUUUGGCUGAAUAUUGCAAAAAAGACACAUUCAGCUUUUGGUGGAGUGAGUGACGUGAUGAUUCUUCUUUUAAGUGUCGUCAUGUCGAUUGUUGUGGGUUCGAUGUUCCGCAGUCACACCUGCGCAACCGAACCGAGCCACACCUCAUGACGUCAUCACACGCCGCUGUGUGUUUACAUGUGGCAGCGAACGCUUAAGCGGAGAAUAAAAGUCCAGCAGUAUGAAUGAGGCUGAUGUUAGUCCUUUUAUGAUUCCGCGCUCCUCUGUGAGUUUGUGGAGAUAAAAACAGGUCGGAGCGGUGAGGACAGACGGAGACGAGCCGCAGCUAAACUUCUGUCUGUCACAGUCCUUACUGAAGGUGAGCGCAGAUUCACUGAGUGUUUUAGAGCGGAUUUUAGUCACUUUAUUUCUCGUAUGAGUAACGGUGAUCUGUGCUUGGGCACGGUGCUAAAGUCCUACUGUCAGUGCACCAAAAAAAGUGUUUAUUAGGUUACAAACUCACACUUAUUAUUAUUAUUAUUAUUAUAAGUGAAUCCGUGUAUCAUUCGUUCAUUCGUUUUUCAAUAUAAAACCAAAAAUAAGAAAAAGAAAAAACGAUUUUCUUCAUUAUUUGUCUCCAAAACCAAAAUGAAAAAACAGAUAAUGAUUCGUUUUUUCAGUUUUCAAUUUUGUGUUUAAAUGAAAAAUGGAAAAAACUGAUGACCAUUUCCCAUUUACAUCAGUGCCGUGACUGCAGUGCCGGACUGAACCAGGACUGAUCCAGGUCCGGGACCAGAGCAGGACUGAGACUGGGACUGAGACCGGGAGCAGAGUGGACUCCGAGCUUUGACUCCGAGCCUCCACAGGGUCCGAGCCUCAGCCUUUGAGCUCCGGCCCUGCCACGGGCUCUGAGCCUCCGGUCUGGUCCCGGUCUGGUCCCAGACCUGGAUCAGUCCUGGUUCAGUCCGUAUGUAGUGCAAAAGUUCGGCAUCACCGUCACGGAAGUCAUGUAAACGGGAAACGUUAUCCGUUUGUUCCAUUCUUCAUUUAAACACAAAAACGAAUCAUUAUCCAUUUUUUCGUUUUGGUUUUGGAGACAAAUAAUGAAGAAAAUCGUUGUUUUUUUUGUUUUCUUAUUUUUGGUUUUAUAUUGAAAAAUGAAUGAACGAAUGAUACACAUAUUUAAGUGUAAGUAUUAUUAUUUACUUGAGCCUUCUGUUUCAUUAUUAUCCUCUCUACUGUGGCUCAGCAGACUUGUGACAAAAGGACAAUAAUUCAUUCAUGUUUAUUCACUUUAAUGCACUAAAGUUUUUUUUUAGAAUUGUUUUCUUUGAAGACCGAGCCUAAUAUGAGUGAAAAACUUACAGGAAAGUCGACUGGAAUAUUUAAAGAAUAAACAUUUAAAGAAUAAACAUUUACUUUCUUUUAAAAACAUGUCUAAAAUUUUAUUCUAGACUAUUUAUGCAAUAUUAAAAAAAAUGUGAAAAACUUUACCACAGUUGAUUUUCGGUUUCGGCCACAAAUUUUCAUUUCGGUGCAUCCUUAGUUUAUUUACAUUCUGUGAAAAUACUGGCCUACGGAAUGAUGUCAAAUACUGUCGGACACAAUAUUACAACACAAACUUCUCCAUUUUAUAAAAGCGUACAAUUUUUAUUCAUGAUUUUCCUUGUGAAAUUCUACAUUAGACUUGGGCCGUUUUAGAUUUUGCCAUUAAAAACUAUGUCAAAUAUUGCAUCUUUUUCUGAUGGUGCAGCCCAAACAAUCACUGAACUUUUUUGUUUUAAAUCUCUCUGAAAAUAUCUUGCAUAACUAGUAGAAAAUAUGAAAGUAACGCUUUAUUUUAGGGUUUUUAUUUUAGUGCACAUGUCAUAAACCAUUAAAAGUGGAGUUUGUAUUUCAGGAUUCAGCCUCUUGUAUCACAGAUUCAACUUUAUUUUUUAUUUAUUAUUAUUUUUGCACAACUUAUUUUUACUUUACUGUGAACCUUUUUGCAUUGACCUUCAUCUGUUCUGUUAAACUGUUAUUAUUUGCCCAGUAUCACGUGUGUAUGUUGUGUUUUGGAAUUUGCUUUUAAAAAAAUAUGAUUUCUGUUUUUAGUUUUUAUAAUUUAUGUUUUUUAUAAUUUUGUCGAUGUUUUUGUCUGUUUUAUGAUUUGAAUAAAGUUUUAUCACUU
This is a messenger RNA of Boleophthalmus pectinirostris (great blue-spotted mudskipper), 4845 nucleotides long. Its product is annotated as junctophilin-3-like. The record is from RefSeq and is a predicted model, not a curated record. Lineage: Eukaryota; Metazoa; Chordata; Actinopteri; Gobiiformes; Gobiidae. Gene Ontology annotation, biological process: regulation of synaptic plasticity. Gene Ontology annotation, cellular component: endoplasmic reticulum membrane; plasma membrane; junctional membrane complex. The transcript has 2 exons. Bases 1997 to 2383 code for a protein of 128 amino acids.